AAAAAAAACCCCACUUUCAUGCUGUGUAGACGCCAAAACUGCCGAAUGCCGACUGAGAAGUAGCCGGAGAGGAGGUAGCAGCCGGCGAGGAAGUUCGCAGCAGAAACUAUGGCGAAUGGAUGGGGACGCUGACUUCUCUUUAACUACUCGCAAGAUUGCGAAUCACAGUGGUGAAAGACGCCGGUGAGGAGGAGGAGGAAUCGAGUUUUGCAAGAGAGGUAGGAAGAUGGGAUACCUAGACGAAGCUAGAGAAAAUCACGUCAAGAAGAAAGUUGAAGAAGCUUUGCGCAGUAAAAUGAAGCAGAAUGCCCUAAAAGAAUGUGAUCACCUCACGGCUAAAUAUGCUGAAUGUGCUGCCGGAAGAACCUUGUCUGUUGUAUGGAAAUGUCGUCAACAGGCUAAAGAGUUGAAUGGGUGCCUUCAUCAAUACACAAACAACACGGUCUUGGAACAAAUGAAAAAAGAGUAUAUGCUUCAACAGGAAUAAAAUGAGCCUCUCAGCCUCAGAAUUGAUCGGAUUUAUACCAGCCUUGGAAUGUAGUUUUCUAUUUUCUUGAAGAAAAAUUACGUUUCGAUUUAAUGAGGCAUAAGUUGCAAAUUCUUGUGAAUCUGUGAUCCAUUAUCCAUCAUUUUGCUAAUCUGGUAAUGAGUGCAUAAAAGCAUGAA
Messenger RNA from Andrographis paniculata, 666 nucleotides. RefSeq lists its product as uncharacterized. The transcript is spliced from 4 exons. The record is from RefSeq and is a predicted model, not a curated record. Gene Ontology annotation, cellular component: mitochondrion. Bases 227 to 487 code for a protein of 86 amino acids. NCBI's taxonomy places the organism in Eukaryota, Viridiplantae, Streptophyta, Magnoliopsida, Lamiales, Acanthaceae.